Molecule: messenger RNA, 1334 nt
Organism: Prosopis cineraria
Lineage: Eukaryota; Viridiplantae; Streptophyta; Magnoliopsida; Fabales; Fabaceae
Product: putative cyclin-D6-1
Exons: 5
Coding region: 196-1131 (311 amino acids)
Biological process (GO): mitotic cell cycle phase transition; regulation of cyclin-dependent protein serine/threonine kinase activity
Cellular component (GO): cyclin-dependent protein kinase holoenzyme complex; cytoplasm; nucleus
Molecular function (GO): cyclin-dependent protein serine/threonine kinase regulator activity
Source: RefSeq, a predicted model, not a curated record
UCUACUCUCGCAUGUAUCUUCGUCUUUCCCUGACUUCAAUGUGAAAAAAGCUGGGAUAGGAAGGAACAAAGGACCCAACUAAGAAGACAACCAUUCUUUUCUUUAUCAUUAUCAACACACAAAGCGAAGCUUCUCACUUUCUUUUUCUCAUCAUUACAAAUUUCAUCAUUUGAUGAAUUGGUGAGAAACAGGAAAAUGGAGUUUGAUCUUGAAGACCCACUUGCCAGCUUUGAAGAGCAGCAAAACUGUAGCAUCUCCGAACUCUUUGCCUGUGAAUCUGAUCAUAUGCCCGCUCAAAACUGCAUUUCCUUUCGUUGUGAAGCUGUUUCUCUCAUAUCACAGGUUCAGUUUUCCUGCAAUUUGGAUCCUUUUGGAGCUUACCUUGCAAGAAACUACUUGGACCGGUUCGUGUCCAGGCAAGAGAUUAAGCAAGGGAAGCCAUGGUUUCUCAGACUCGUUGCUAUGUCCUGUCUUUCGCUGGCUUCAAAAAUGACCAACACACCCUUCUCAAUUUCUGAUUUGCAGAUUGAAGGUUGUAUGUUUGAGGCUAGAAGCAUUCAGAAAAUGGAGCUUCUUAUACUCGGAGCUUUAGAAUGGCGAAUGAGGUCAAUCACACCUUUUUCGUUUUUGCAUUUCUUCAUCUCUUUAACUGACCUUGAACUCAAAGACCCAUCAACAAAACAAGCAUUGAAAGAGAGAGCUUCAGAGGUCAUCUUCAAUGUUCAUUAUGGUACAUACUGUAUUACAUUGUUUUAUUCAGAAAACUCACAAUUCUAUGUUGAUUUUCACUUUAAAUUAGCUCAAACUCUGACCUCUUUAAGGCUUUUGGCUUUAGACAUCAAAUUUCUGGGGUUCAAACCUUCCAUUGUCGCUGCAUCUGCACUUAUUUGUGCAUGUCGUGAGCUAUUCCCUCUGCAAUUUUCUGCUGUGAGAGCUUCAAUUGCAGCUUGUGAGUAUAUUGAUGAGGAGACAAUAUGCAGAUGCUUCAAUUUGAUGCUGGAGAUGAAGAGGAUGGAAGCAGAUGAGUCAGCUUUUGACUAUGAUACAAGCGUUAUAAGCACAGAAACUACAGUGAGCACUGAGCGUGCUGGAAAGGAGCAUCAAAAAGAGGAGAAUCUGAUUUUUCUUUGACUCUGAGCUUCAUUAUUAUGAAUAUUAUUAUUUUUUUCAAAUUCAGGAGGGAUGAUAAAGAAGCUGAGGAUAAAAAAAAAAAAAAAACCUAUCUAUGUAUCUGGUUCAUAUGUUCUUCGUGCCCAAAAUCCUGAGCCAGCAGAGCGCCAAAUUUCCUCUUUGGUCUUCAUUAUUGGGACCCCCAACCACCUGACUCUCAUUUA